CCCUGAUACAAGUACCCAUUUGAUCCAGUGUUGAUACAGAAACUUUGAUUAUAGCUUCUUUAAAGUAGAAUCACAAAAAUAGUAGAGGCUGUUCACAUUUGCAUUGCAUAUUAAUUGUAUACAUAUGUCAUGUUGUUUUAUACUGUAGCUGCUAAAACAUCUUAACCUCAACUUCUUAAGUCAUUAGCAGCAAAUCUGUUACUUAAUUCCUACCUUUAAAGAAAUACUGUGAUACCUUUUAGGCAUAAGACCCUUACGUACAUUCAUUCAUACAUUCAAAAAGUCACGCACACUCUAUGUCAGUACAAAAUGUUUGUUUUUGUUCUUCUUUUUGGUCAGUUUUGUUUGUGAAUUGUGUGCAUCAUUUCAUUAUUACACUGUGCAGGAUACAGCCUCCAGUAAAUGUGUUACAUCCUGUUGACUGUGGGUGGUGUAUCCCAGCUUAUGGGCACUGACACCACAGAGAGGCACAGAUCAGCUGCAGGAGAGCUUCAGGUGUCAGCUCACAGCUUUACAACAGCUAUCAUGCCACUGACAUGUCUGGAAGCUGCAGUCAUCCUCGGGAUUAUUAUUCCUCAGAUAUCCAGCAUCAGCAUUUCGUCUGCACCUCCUGACUGCUUGGCUGCUGUGGAUACCUGCAUGUCACAUUUGUGCCAGAGUGAACGGGCAUUUUACAGCAGCAUCUGUGACAAUGAAGGGUGCCAAAUAAAAGGCUCAGAGGUCUGUAACAUGACCAUCCAGACCAUACUCAACCAAUUUCCUUCUCUGCGCGGGUGUGUGUGUGCCUGGGAGGAGGAGCUUUGUGGCUCUGUACAAGAGCUGGCCACACAAUGCCACAGAAAGACAGCAAGUCAGCAGAAGAGGAGCACAGCGAUGGACUGGAAGUCAAGCAGUUUGAUAGGCUAUGUAUAUAACGGUGCUGGAUCCUGCUUAAAUCAGAUGAGUGCUUGCGUCAGUGAUAAAGUUUGCAACAAGAACCUGACACCUGUUCUUCAGGCACGGAGGGCAGAUCCGUGCGACCGUCAACGCUGUCAGCAGGCGACUCAGCACUUCUAUGGCAGCAUGCCACAGAACGUUGCAGAGAUGCUGGCCAUGUGUGAGUGCGAGGCUACGGAUCAGAAUUGUCUGCUUAUGAAAACUGAUCUGCACAGUGGCAUGUGUGGAGAUGAGACCCAGAUCUGCCAGGAUAGAGUUAACCAGUGUGUUGAGGACAGUAACUGCAGAAACCUUUUAAAAACUUUCCAUGCCAAAUGCUGGAGCUCUGAAGAGGCUUGGUGCAGUGACAGUGACCUCCAAAGUGGUGAAUGUUUAACCAACAUGGAUCUGGCUCUCAUCAAUGGUGCAGAUUCUGAAUGUAAAAUGGCCUUCUUAGCUACUUUGGGCACAGCACUUCACCAUCCUUGCUCAUGCGAAGGCAUGCACAAUGAGGAUCUACGGAUGUGCAACAGGAUUUAUGAUAUACUUCACAAGAGAUCACACUUCAUGACAUCUUGGAAAAGCAACAGUGGUCCUUCUAAACCUCCUACAAAUAGUGAAUCUGAGCAUGGUCACACAUGGCUACAUGAUUAUCUACUAUAUGCUUUUGCAACUGUGCUACUUGUUGGAGUUGUCAUAUUAAUGCCUCUGGCUAUUGUCAGUAAAAUAUGGAUGAUGAGAAAAAGAGAUAAUACAAAAUUUCACCAUCCGCAGAAGAGCAACUCUGUUGUUAUUUUCUGAUGUUUAAUAUUUAUUUAUUAGAUGUGUGAUAUCAAUAUUACAAAUAAUCAUUUUGUUCCUUUUUAACUCAAAAAGAUUUUAGAUGGCUACACUUAUCGACUUGAUUUUGCUGCCUAAACAUCAUGUUUUUUCCAAUGUUGAAGAAAUUAUUUAAGGUAUGAGUCUCAAAGUAAAACACUGUUCUACAGAUCUUUAAAGAAGAUGACAACGUGUGAACUCUUAAAUCUCAAAAGAAACUCUAUGGUAAACAGUCGAUCUUCAGAAUCGAUCAAAGCUGUUGAGUCAUUAAUCUUUUCAGCUGUUUCACUCUGUGAAAAUUGUGCCAUCAAUCAUUCUAUGAAAAACAACACAUCUGACACGUCUGAGAUUGCCUUAUGUCAUCUGUUGUCUUUUUUGGUGAUGAUUUAUUGGUGCUCUGGGCUUCCACUGUAUCUGAUAUUAAACGUCACUCUGAAAACUUUAAUGUGUCAUGAUUUGAUCAAAAUGCUGUACAGUUUCUUAGGUGUCAUGUUGUAUUUUGAUCCAUGGAGAUACACAAUGAAUGACACUCAUUAUGCGCUUUGAAAUGGUUACAGUAAAUGAGUUUUUAUAAACACAACAGAGCCAUAGCACAUGAUUUAGAAUAUCUGGAGACAGGAUGAGGAGAUCUGACUUAUGACAAAACAUAGAGAGUUGCAGUAAUUGAAUUAAAUCAAUUUAAGGCAUGGAUGUUUUUUUUCCAGGUCAAAGACACAGAGAACUGUGUGUAGAGUUUGGAGCUGAUUCAACCUGAUUCAGCUAUCUGAUCUUUGUUUGAUGGUUUAGUCGAUCAAACUUCAAAGCAGAAUCAGAGAUUUUUUGCAUGACUUGACAAAAGCAGGCAAGGUGCCCAGAGGAGGGGCAAGCAGGGAGGUUAAAUGCUAUGGUCUGAAUGAUAGAACUUUGGUUUUACUGUCAUUCCGCUGAAGACAGUGAUGAGCCGUAGCUGAAUUGGAUGAACCCAGAUGAAAGUUUUAUCUUUCAUCUUUUCAUCCUUUGACAUGUUAAAAGACAUUGGGUCUAUGGGGCCUGUGAAGUUCUGAAAGAUAUUAUUUUUUGUCUUAUCUAGUGCAAACCAGAUUAUAUGUUAUGACUUUGGGAGCUCUGUAUUAAUACAUGCCUACAAGCACAAAGACAGGAUGGUAAAAUCAUUGAAAAGGUGCAUUAAGAGUAUCAGGCAUUAUUUCAUUUUACUUAUCUGUAUAAAAACUGGCAGUCGUGAUGCUAAUGAACUAAUAUCCAUAUUCAUGAGAUACGUGAAGCCAGACAGGCUUCACAGCUGGGGAGUGAUUAGAUUCAAAGUUUCACCAACAAGUCUGAGGGAAGCUUAAUCAGAAGAGACCCACGCAAACAUGGCCACAACACAACCAAAUGCUAACACAUGCUAACUGCACACAGAUAGACCCACAUGUUUGGAAGCCAGAACAUACCUGAUGUGAAGCCACAGUGCUAAACACUGAGUCGACUGUGAAGAUGAAGGAGGAGGAUGUAAACAUAAGGGGAAGGGGAAGAGUCUCUUCUCCUGACUUUCCUUGAGGGUUUCAGGGGUUUUGCCUCGCAUUUUCCUCCCAUAGGACAUGGUCAGUUGGUACACCAUUUAAGUUACUGAAUGGAUUGACAUGAAAUGUGGUACUGAUAUCCAUAGGAUGUGUUAUGGCUGCCAGGGAAGCAGAUGGGGGAGUGAGAGGGGUGCUGGAGGUGGCAAGGGACAUGUACAGGCAAAGAUGAGGGGGAAUGGCAGAGUCAGACUGAUGAAGGCAGCCAGGAGACUGAAUGAUAACAGGUGUGUGUGGAGCGUGAGAGGCAAAAGCAGGGCGAUAAAGCUGGAACAAGAUCCCUAACCACUGGAGACAACAUAUUGGCAAAAGCACAAGAGUAUCACCAAUAAAAGCACCAUCGAGAACCAAGCAGGGAAGAUUAUAGCUACCUCUGAGUGAGCUGUAACAAUGUGGCAUGAAUGGAACGUGAGCCAGGGUACUUGGACUGGAGCUGAUGAGGUGAUCGAGAGCAGGUGUGGAGUAGAGCCAGGUGCCAGAUGAAUGAAGCCACACCCAUAACACAUACACACACAAAUGCAUAGACAAACACAGGGCUGCAGCGGGAGGAGACAUAAGGGAAUACCGUAGGCAUGGCCAAGUCAUGACAGGAUGAAAUCUAUUGAAUUUGAUGAGUCCCCUAACUUUUCAUGUAGCACAACCACCAGGUCAUAUUUUUUGAUUUUCCAAUAUUUUGGUUCACAGUGUGUUCAAAUACUUGCAAAACCAAUAUUUUUCUCAUGGGGUUCACCUGAGCUUUGCGCUAAGUGCUACUACUAACUGUUAGCAUUCUUACAUGUUCAGUAAGCUUCAGUAAGAGGGCAAGUUAAAUAUCUUUAGCCAGCAGGUCAACACACCUUCAGUAAUGUGUAGAUUCCUCAUUUCUAUCCCAGUUUGAGUGAGAACCUUCCCGUGGGGAAUAUUAUGUUACAAUGUUAAUCCCCAGCCUCUGCAGAAGAACCAGAUAAAAGUGCAUUGAAAAACCUUCCCAGUAGAAAGGAAACACUUUGAUUAAAUGACACCACAUUGAAUCACUAUUGCGUUAUACCACAGCAAUCUGCACCUGAGAAAAAUAAAUAUGUAUGUUCUUAUAUAAAACUGUGGCUGAGUUUUACCGCAGUACCAGUAAAGCUGUAUUUUCAAUGUCCAUAUCCCUCAAAUUAUUCAUCCUAUUGACUGUUUGGUAUUUGAUCUUCUAAAGUUUCACUCUCAAGUUUGCUCAUUAUUGGAUUACUGUCAUCUGAUUUGCCUCUGUCUACCACCAGAUUUGCAUAGACAGAAACAACACUUGCCUCCC
Messenger RNA from Lates calcarifer (barramundi perch), 4566 nucleotides. RefSeq names its product GDNF family receptor alpha like (gene gfral). Bases 403 to 1716 code for a protein of 437 amino acids. Gene Ontology annotation, molecular function: signaling receptor activity. Gene Ontology annotation, biological process: nervous system development. The record is from RefSeq and is a predicted model, not a curated record. Lineage: Eukaryota; Metazoa; Chordata; Actinopteri; Centropomidae. Gene Ontology annotation, cellular component: external side of plasma membrane; signaling receptor complex. The transcript has 9 exons.